This is a messenger RNA of Closterium sp. Naga37s-1, 28296 nucleotides long. NCBI's taxonomy places the organism in Eukaryota, Viridiplantae, Streptophyta, Zygnematophyceae, Desmidiales, Closteriaceae. The record is from the annotation of a GenBank genome assembly.
AUGGACCUUCAGAAUAAAGUCGAGAAACUCUCUAAGGAGAUUACGAAACGACCGUCUGCUGGCGACGCGGGAAAGUUGUCACCAGGCUCGGCGGCGGGAAACGCGCAGGCGAAGGCGGGAAACGCGCAGGAAACGGCGGGUUUGACAGGGAAGGCGCUUUAUCUGAGUCGCCUCAGGAGCGGAGCGCUGUCAUCGUCCCGAGGUUCCGCCGCAACAGGCGCUCCUAGCGGGAAAGGCGCUUCUAGCGGGAAAGGCGCCUCCUUUAGCGUGGCAGGCGCUCAUAGCGGGACAGUCGCGCAUAGCUGGACAGCCGCUCAUAGCGGGACAGGUGCUACUAACGGGACAGGCGCUCAUAGCGCGUCCAUGGGCGGAAGGGGGAUUGGCGGCGGGUCUGGCUGGCGUGCGCGGGGUAAGGCGGAGUCGGAUGGCGCUUUGGCGGGGGAGGGGGAGGAGAGGCGGAAAGAUGGGGCGGAUGAGCGGCGGAGGGAGGGGGCGGAGGUGACGCAGCGAGUAGAGGAGGAGGAGGAGAAUGUACGGCUGAGAUCUUCCCUCGAGGAGCCUGAGAAAGGCAAGGAUCCUAAAGAAAUCUCUCAGGAGUCGUCAAAGGCAGAGGCCUGCAUGGAAGAAGCAAAGGAAGCCCCGAAAGAAGAUUCAGUGAAAGAACUGAAGGAAGAGUUGAAGGGAGAUUGCAAGGAAGAAUUGAAUUCUGAGUCGAUUACAGGUGUUUCUCAGGACAGCGCGAAAGUGGUGGAGGGGGAGAAGGACAGUUAUGAGGAGUACAGAGGGUCAUCUAUUAAGGGGGAUGAGGAGUUUUCGACUGGCGUUGAGUCUGCUAAUGCUGUACAAUCUGUUAAUGGGAAGUCUUCUAAAGGGGCUGAGUUCACUAACGGAGUUGAGUCUACUAACGGGAUUGAGUUCGCUAACGGGGUUGUGUCUACUAACGGGGCUGCUAACGAGGUUGAGAAGACUACUAACGGGGUUGAGUCUUCUAACGGGGAUGAGCCUACCGGGGUGAAUUCAGAGAUGGAGUGUACAGAUGGAAUAGCAGCAGCGAAGCACGAUAGCCUUGGAAAUGGGGAAAAAUCGCACAGCGAGCGUACUGAAGAGCAGCUAGGCGAGCAGCAAGGGGACCGGCAGCACGGGGACCGGCAGCACGGAGAGCAUACGGAAGAACAGCAAGGGGACCGGCAGCACGGGGAGCGUCCGGAAGAGCAGGAAAAGGCACGAAUUGAGGGCAAUUGCGAGGAGAGGCCGGAAGCAGGAGUGGCAACGGGGGGAGAUGAGGUGGAGGGAGGAAACUUGGGAGAGAGUUGGGAAGGAGGUGGCGAGGCAGGGAAACGGAGUUUGGUAAGUAGUGAGGAAGAGGGGGGGGAAGAUAAGGGGGGAGACAAGGGGGGAGAUACGGGGGAGCAGGGGGAAGAGGAGGACAGUACAAGAGCUUGUAGCGAGUCAGCAGUAUCCAUUGAGAUAUCAGCUUGUAAGGAGGACGGGGAGCAGAUGCGUGCAGAAGAAGGUGCGCAUAGCGGAAAGCAGCAAGCGGAGCGGCUAGAACGAGUGGCGUCAUCACUAACUGGAGCAGCUAAUAACGAGGAUAAGUUGCUCCACGGACAGCUGUCAAGUUCCUCCUUGGGUUCAUCCUUUGGAUCUGAACCUCCCAGCCCAUCCUCCUUCAUUUCCAAGCCUCUCUUUAAGAAACUGCCUCCUGCUAUAGCGAGUACAGAAGGGCGGGCUCAGCGAUUGAACGUACACACUGUAGAGGACAGCGAGCCUUCUCCUAAGGGGACUCCGAGGCAGCUUGUAAGGGGUACAGGUGCGGCAGAGGAAGGGGGGGUCAGGGGGGAGGAAGCUAGAGGGCUCAUCCGGGGUGGAUGGUUGGAGCUAGGGAGAAGGCGAGAGGAGGCUGAGAGAGGACUGAGAGAAGCCUUGAGGGCGAGAGAAGAGGCAGAGAGAGGGAAGCAAGGAGCAGAGAGGAAACGGAAGGAAGCAGAAGAGAGAAUGGUUAGGGCUUUACUGGAACGGGAUGAAGCAGAGAGAAGGAGAGAGGAGGCUGAAGGGAGGUUGGGGGAAGUGGAAGGGUUGUGGAGGGAGAGUGAGAGGGGGAGAGAGAUGGAGGGGAGGAGGAGGGAGGAGGUUGAAAGGGAGUUGGAGGAGGAGAGGAGGAGGAGGGAGGAGGCGGAGAAGGGGAGGGAGGAGGCAGAGAGGAGGAGGGAUGAGGGUAAGGGGGAGAGGGAGGAGGCUGUGAGGAGGGCGAGGGAUGUGGAGAAAGAGGGGGAGAGAGUGAGGGAGGAGGUGGAGAGAGAAAGGGGAGAAAUGGAAGGGAGGUUAGUAGCAGCAAGUAAAGCAGUGAGGGAAGCUGAGGCGAAGAGAGACGAAGCUGUAAAGACAAUGGAGGAGGCUUAUAACGGGGAAAAAGCAGCCCUUGGGCUGAGAGACCAGGCGGUAUAUGAGAGGGAGGAGAUGGCGAGGGAAAGGGAUGAGGCCGAAAGGAGGAGGGUGGAGGAGGAAUCGAGGAGGAGGAUUGCAGAGGAAGAGUGUGAGGAGGCAUGGAGGAGGAGAGAGGUUGCUGAGAGUGCGAUAGAAGAGGCGGUAGGAGCAGCAGAGGGAGCAGAGAGAGGGAGGAGGGAAGCGGAGAGGGUGAGAGAGGCUGCAGUAAGAGAGAAGGUUGAAGCUGAGAGGGCAAUGGAAGGGGCUUUAAGGGAGAGGGAUAUGGCGUUGCUGAAGGUUGAGGAAGCUGCCAAGAAGGUUCUGGAUGCCGAGCGGAUGAGGAUUGAGGCUAAGCGAGUGUGGGAAGAUUCGGAUAAGAUUCGGGCAGAAGCGGAAACUGCGCAGGCUGAGGCUGAGAAAGCUCGGGCAGCUGCGGAAAAGUUUAAGGCCGAAUCGGAGCUGGUUCGGGCAGCUGCGGAAAUGGCAAAAGGGGAAGCUGAGGCCAUGAAACGUGAGGUGGAAAUUUUGCGGGCGGAAACGGCAGCGGCUUUGGCUGCCCAGGAAGAGGAACGGGCGAAAAAGAUUGGACUGGAGGGGAAAAUCGAAAAUUUAAUGCUGACCGUGGAAGCGCACAAAAGGGCAGGAGGGGGAAGGUUAAGUGAAGGGGAGGAAGGGGAGAGAGUGAGGGAGGCAAGGAAGAGAAUGGAGGAAGCAGAGAACGUGGCACAUGAUUUGAGGGUGUGGGGCAGGCAACUGCAAGCUGAGUUGCUUAAAGGGGAGGAGGAGAGGAGGGGCCUUGAAGAAAGCUGUAGGAAGGUGGAAGGGCGAGUGAGGGAUGUGCUGAGAGUGAGGGAGGAAGCGGACAGGGGGAGGGAGAGGGCGGAGAGAGAAAGGGACGAGGUGAUUGGGAGGAUGAAGGAGGUACAAGGAGAAGUGUUGAGGCUGAGAAGGGAGGUGAAACGGCUGAUGGGAGAGGAGGUGGGAGAGGAGAACGAGGAGGAGGAGGGAAAGGGAGUAGGUGAGGAGCACACUGCAGGGGAGGAAACAUCAGAGGGAUGCUCUGAAAGGGUUAGAGACGGUCGAAAGCAACCGAUAGGGCUGAGCUCGAUCGAAGUGAGUAGCAGCGAACGGGACGGGCCGAAGCAGAAGGAGCAGGAGCGGCAGCAGGGGCAGCAGGAAGAGAAGGAGCUGGGGCGGGGGACACACAAGGAGAUGAGUGAGGGAGAGGAGGACGAGCAGGUGAAGGAGGUUUUAACCGUGUAUGAAGGGCACAGGGAACAGCGCAAAGCAGCAGAGAAUCGAGAGGCUGAGGCUCACGGAGAGUUGUUGCAGCGGCGUGGGUUGAUGGCGACAGGGGGACAGGAGGAGGAGGAGAGGCUAGGGGAGGAGGCGGAGAGGGUUAUACAGGAACUGGAGAAUGCUCUUAGCGAGUCGGAGAGGAGGAGAGUGAGUGCGGAGCAUGAGAGGGAUGUUGCAGCAAGGGAGAGGGAUGUAGCAGAGAGGGACAGGGACGUAGCAGAGAGGCGGCUGGUUGAGAGAGAGAGGGAGAGGGAAGAAAGAGAGGGGGAGAGGGAGGAAAGAGAGAGGGAUAGGGAGGAGACGCGGUUACAGGCGGAGAAGUGCAGAGAGGAGGCUGAAAGGGAGACGGCAGAAGCAGAGAAGAGAAGGGAAGAAGCGGAGAGGGCAUGGAGUGAGGCUGAGCAGAAGAGAAAGGAGGCUGAGGCAGCGAAAUGCGAGGCGGAGAAAGAGAGGGAGGAAGCGGAGAAGGCAAGGAGUGAGGCUGAGCAGAAGAGGGAGGAAGCGGAGAAGGCAAGGAGUGAGGCUGAGCAGAAGAGGGAGGAAGCGGAGAAGGCAAGGAGUGAGGCUGAGCAGAAGAGAGAGGAGGCUGAGGCAGCGAAACGCGAGGCGGAGAAAGAGAGGGAGGAAGCGGAGAAGGCAACGAGUGAGGCUGAGCAGAAGAGAGAGGAGGCUGAGGCGACGAAAUGCGAGGCGGAGAAAGGGAGGGAGGAAGUGGAGAAGGCAAGGAGUGAGGCUGAGCAGGAGAGAGAGGAGGCUGAGGCAGCGAAAUGUGAGGCAGUGAAAGAGAGGGAGGAAGCGGAGAAGGCAAGGAGUGAGGCAGAGCAGAAGAGAGAGGAGGCUGAGGCAGCGAAAUGCGAGGCGGAGAAAGAGAGGGAGGAAGCGGAGAAGGCAAGGAGUGAGGCUGAGCAGAAGAGAGAGGAGGCUGAGGCAGCGAAAUGCGAGGCGGAGAAAGAGAGGGAGGAAGCGGAGAAGGCAAGGAGUGAGGCUGAGCAGAAGAGAGAGGAGGCUGAGGCAGCGAAAUGUGAGGCGGAGAAAGAGAGGGAGGAAGCGGAGAAGGCAAGGAGUGAGGCUGAGCAGAAGAGAGAGGAGGCUGAGGCAGUGAAAUGCGAGGCGGAGAAAGAGAGGGAGGAAGCGGAGAAGGCAAGGAGUGAGGCUGAGCAGAAGAGAGAGGAGGCUGAGGCAGCGAAAUGCGAGGCGGAGAAAGAGAGGGAGGAAGCGGAGAAGGCAAGCAGUGAGGCUGAGCAGAAGAGAGAGGAAGCGGAGAAGGCAAGGAGUGAGGCUGAGCAGAAGAGAGAGGAGGCUGAGGCAGCGAAAUGCGAGGCGGAGAAAGAGAGGGAGGAAGCGGAGAAGGCAAGGAGUGAAGCUGAGCAGAAGAGAGAGGAGGCUGAGGCAGCGAAAUGCGAGGCGGAGAAAGAGAGGGAGGAAGCGGAGAAGGCAAGGAGUGAGGCUGAGCAGAAGAGAGAGGAGGCUGAGGCAGCGAAAUGCGAGGCGGAGAAAGAGAGGGAGGAAGAAGAGAAGGCAAGGAGUGAGGCUGAGCAGAAGAGAGAGGAGGCUGAGGCAGCGAAAUGUGAGGCGGAGAAAGAGAGGGAGGAAGCGGAGAAGGCAAGGAGUGAGGCUGAGCAGAAGAGAGAGGAGGCUGAGGCAGUGAAAUGCGAGGCGGAGAAAGAGAGGGAGGAAGCGGAGAAGGCAAGGAGUGAGGCUGAGCAGAAGAGAGAGGAGGCUGAGGCAGCGAAAUGCGAGGCGGAGAAAGAGAGGGAGGAAGCGGAGAAGGCAAGGAGUGAGGCUGAGCAGAAGAGAGAGGAGGCUGAGGCAGCGAAAUGCGAGGCGGAGAAAGAGAGGGAGGAAGCGGAGAAGGCAAGGAGUGAGGCUGAGCAGAAGAGAGAGGAGGCUGAGGCAGCGAAAUGCGAGGCGGAGAAAGAGAGGGAGGAAGCGGAGAAGGCAAGGAGUGAGGCUGAGCAGGAGAGAGAGGAGGCUGAGGCAGCGAAAUGCGAGGCGGAGAAAGAGAGGGAGGAAGCGGAGAAGGCAAGGAGUGAGGCUGAGCAGAAGAGAGAGGAGGCUGAGGCGACGAAAUGCGAGGCGGAGAAAGGGAGGGAGGAAGUGGAGAAGGCAAGGAGUGAGGCUGAGAAGGAGAGAGAGGAGGCUGAGGCAGCGAAAUGUGAGGCAGUGAAAGAGAGGGAGGAAGCGGAGAAGGCAAGGAGUGAGGCUGAGCAGAAGAGAGAGGAGGCUGAGGCAGCGAAAUGCGAGGCGGAGAAAGAGAGGGAGGAAGCGGAGAAGGCAAGGAGUGAGGCUGAGCAGAAGAGGGAGGAGGCUGAGGCAGCGAAAUGCGAGGCGGAGAAAGAGAGGGAGGAAGCGGAGAAGGCAAGGAGUGAGGCUGAGCAGAAGAGAGAGGAGGCUGAGGCAGCGAAAUGCGAGGCGGAGAAAGAGAGGGAGGAAGCGGAGAAGGCAAGGAGUGAGGCUGAGCAGAAGAGAGAGGAAGCGGAGAAGGCAAGGAGUGAGGCUGAGCAGAAGAGAGAGGAGGCUGAGGCAGCGAAAUGCGAGGCGGAGAAAGAGAGGGAGGAAGCGGAGAAGGCAAGGAGUGAGGCUGAGCAGAAGAGAGAGGAGGCUGAGGCAGCGAAAUGCGAUGCGGAGAAAGAGAGGGAGGAAGCGGAGAAGGCAAGGAGUGAGGCUCAGCAGAAGAGAGAGGAGGCUGAGGCGACGAAAUGCGACGCGGAGAAAGAAAGGCAGGAAGCGGAGAAGGUAAGGAGUGAGGCUGAGCAGGAGAGAGAGGAGGCUGAGGCAGCGAAAUGUGAGGCAGUGAAAGAGAGGGGGGAAGCGGAGAAGGCAAGGAGUGAGGCUGAGCAGGAGAGAGAGGAGGCUGAGGCAGCGAAAUGUGAGGCAGUGAAAGAGAGGGAGGAAGCGGAGAAGGCAAGGAGUGAGGCUGAGCAGAAGAGAGAGGAGGCUGAGGCAGCGAAAUGCGAGGCGGAGAAAGAGAGGGAGGAAGCGGAGAAGGCAAGGAGUGAGGCUGAGCAGAAGAGAGAGGAAGCGGAGAAGGCAAGGAGUGAGGCUGAGCAGAAGAGAGAGGAGGCUGAGGCAGCGAAAUGCGAGGCGGAGAAAGAGAGGGAGGAAGCGGAGAAGGCAAGGAGUGAGGCUGAGCAGAAGAGAGAGGAAGCGGAGAAGGCAAGGAGUGAGGCUGAGCAGAAGAGAGAGGAGGCUGAGGCAGCGAAAUGCGAGGCGGAGAAAGAGAGGGAGGAAGCGGAGAAGGCAAGGAGUGAGGCUGAGCAGAAGAGAGAGGAGGCUGAGGCAGCGAAAUGCGAGGCGGAGAAAGAGAGGGAGGAAGCGGAGAAGGCAAGGAGUGAGGCUGAGCAGAAGAGAGAGGAAGCGGAGAAGGCAAGGAGUGAGGCUGAGCAGAAGAGAGAGGAGGCUGAGGCAGCGAAAUGCGAGGCGGAGAAAGAGAGGGAGGAAGCGGAGAAGGCAAGGAGUGAGGCUGAGCAGAAGAGAGAGGAAGCGGAGAAGGCAAGGAGUGAGGCUGAGCAGAAGAGAGAGGAGGCUGAGGCAGCGAAAUGCGAGGCGGAGAAAGAGAGGGAGGAAGCGGAGAAGGCAAGGAGUGAGGCUGAGCAGAAGAGAGAGGAGGCUGAGGCAGCGAAAUGCGAGGCGGAGAAAGAGAGGGAGGAAGCGGAGAAGGCAAGGAGUGAGGCUGAGCAGAAGAGAGAGGAGGCUGAGGCAGCGAAAUGCGAGGCGGAGAAAGAGAGGGAGGAAGCGGAGAAGGCAAGCAGUGAGGCUGAGCAGAAGAGAGAGGAGGCUGAGGUGGCGAAAUGCGAGGCGGAGAAAGGGAGGGAGGAAGUCGAGAAGGCAAGGAGUGAGGCUGAACAGGAGAGAGAGGAGGCUGAGGCAGCGAAAUGUGAGGCAGUGAAAGAGAGGGAGGAAGCGGAGAAGGCAAGGAGUGAGGCUGAGCAGAAGAGAGAGGAGGCUGAGGCAGUGAAAUUCGAGGCGGAGAAAGAGAGGGAGGAAGCGGAGAAGGCAAGGAGUGAGGCUGAGCAGAAGAGAGAGGAGGCUGAGGCAGCGAAAUGCGAGGCGGAGAAAGAGAGGGAGGAAGCGGAGAAGGCAAGGAGUGAGGCUGAGCAGAAGAGAGAGGAAGCGGAGAAGGCAAGGAGUGAGGCUGAGCAGAAGAGAGAGGAGGCUGAGGCAGCGAAAUGCGAGGCGGAGAAAGAGAGGGAGGAAGCGGAGAAGGCAAGGAGUGAGGCUGAGCAGAAGAGAGAGGAGGCUGAGGCAGCGAAAUGCGAGGCGGAGAAAGAGAGGGAGGAAGCAGAGAAGGCAAGGAGUGAGGCUGAGCAGAAGAGAGAGGAGGCUGAGGCAGCGAAAUGCGAGGCGGAGAAAGAGAGGGAGGAAGCAGAGAAGGCAAGGAGUGAGGCUGAGCAGAAGAGAGAGGAGGCUGAGGCAGCGAAAUGCGAGGCGGAGAAAGAGAGGGAGGAAGCGGAGAAGGCAAGGAGUGAGGCUGAGCAGAAGAGAGAGGAGGCUGAGGCAGCGAAAUGCGAGGCGGAGAAAGAGAGGGAGGAAGCGGAGAAGGCAAGGAGUGAGGCUGAGCAGAAGAGAGAGGAGGCUGAGGCAGCGAAAUGUGAGGCGGAGAAAGAGAGGGAGGAAGCGGAGAAGGCAAGGAGUGAGGCUGAGCAGAAGAGAGAGGAGGCUGAGGCAGUGAAAUGCGAGGCGGAGAAAGAGAGGGAGGAAGCGGAGAAGGCAAGGAGUGAGGCUGAGCAGAAGAGAGAGGAGGCUGAGGCAGCGAAAUGCGAGGCGGAGAAAGAGAGGGAGGAAGCGGAGAAGGCAAGGAGUGAGGCUGAGCAGAAGAGAGAGGAAGCGGAGAAGGCAAGGAGUGAGGCUGAGCAGAAGAGAGAGGAGGCUGAGGCAGCGAAAUGCGAGGCGGAGAAAGAGAGGGAGGAAGCGGAGAAGGCAAGGAGUGAAGCUGAGCAGAAGAGAGAGGAGGCUGAGGCAGCGAAAUGCGAGGCGGAGAAAGAGAGGGAGGAAGCGGAGAAGGCAAGGAGUGAGGCUGAGCAGAAGAGAGAGGAGGCUGAGGCAGCGAAAUGCGAGGCGGAGAAAGAGAGGGAGGAAGAAGAGAAGGCAAGGAGUGAGGCUGAGCAGAAGAGAGAGGAGGCUGAGGCAGCGAAAUGUGAGGCGGAGAAAGAGAGGGAGGAAGCGGAGAAGGCAAGGAGUGAGGCUGAGCAGAAGAGAGAGGAGGCUGAGGCAGUGAAAUGCGAGGCGGAGAAAGAGAGGGAGGAAGCGGAGAAGGCAAGGAGUGAGGCUGAGCAGAAGAGAGAGGAGGCUGAGGCAGCGAAAUGCGAGGCGGAGAAAGAGAGGGAGGAAGCGGAGAAGGCAAGGAGUGAGGCUGAGCAGAAGAGAGAGGAAGCGGAGAAGGCAAGGAGUGAGGCUGAGCAGAAGAGAGAGGAGGCUGAGGCAGCGAAAUGCGAGGCGGAGAAAGAGAGGGAGGAAGCGGAGAAGGCAAGGAGUGAGGCUGAGCAGAAGAGAGAGGAGGCUGAGGCAGCGAAAUGCGAGGCGGAGAAAGAGAGGGAGGAAGCGGAGAAGGCAAGGAGUGAGGCUGAGCAGGAGAGAGAGGAGGCUGAGGCAGCGAAAUGCGAGGCGGAGAAAGAGAGGGAGGAAGCGGAGAAGGCAAGGAGUGAGGCUGAGCAGAAGAGAGAGGAGGCUGAGGCGACGAAAUGCGAGGCGGAGAAAGGGAGGGAGGAAGUGGAGAAGGCAAGGAGUGAGGCUGAGAAGGAGAGAGAGGAGGCUGAGGCAGCGAAAUGUGAGGCAGUGAAAGAGAGGGAGGAAGCGGAGAAGGCAAGGAGUGAGGCUGAGCAGAAGAGAGAGGAGGCUGAGGCAGCGAAAUGCGAGGCGGAGAAAGAGAGGGAGGAAGCGGAGAAGGCAAGGAGUGAGGCUGAGCAGAAGAGGGAGGAGGCUGAGGCAGCGAAAUGCGAGGCGGAGAAAGAGAGGGAGGAAGCGGAGAAGGCAAGGAGUGAGGCUGAGCAGAAGAGAGAGGAGGCUGAGGCAGCGAAAUGCGAGGCGGAGAAAGAGAGGGAGGAAGCGGAGAAGGCAAGGAGUGAGGCUGAGCAGAAGAGAGAGGAAGCGGAGAAGGCAAGGAGUGAGGCUGAGCAGAAGAGAGAGGAGGCUGAGGCAGCGAAAUGCGAGGCGGAGAAAGAGAGGGAGGAAGCGGAGAAGGCAAGGAGUGAGGCUGAGCAGAAGAGAGAGGAGGCUGAGGCAGCGAAAUGCGAGGCGGAGAAAGAGAGGGAGGAAGCGGAGAAGGCAAGCAGUGAGGCUGAGCAGAAGAGAGAGGAAGCGGAGAAGGCAAGGAGUGAGGCUGAGCAGAAGAGAGAGGAGGCUGAGGCAGCGAAAUGCGAGGCGGAGAAAGAGAGGGAGGAAGCGGAGAAGGCAAGGAGUGAAGCUGAGCAGAAGAGAGAGGAGGCUGAGGCAGCGAAAUGCGAGGCGGAGAAAGAGAGGGAGGAAGCGGAGAAGGCAAGGAGUGAGGCUGAGCAGAAGAGAGAGGAGGCUGAGGCAGCGAAAUGCGAGGCGGAGAAAGAGAGGGAGGAAGAAGAGAAGGCAAGGAGUGAGGCUGAGCAGAAGAGAGAGGAGGCUGAGGCAGCGAAAUGUGAGGCGGAGAAAGAGAGGGAGGAAGCGGAGAAGGCAAGGAGUGAGGCUGAGCAGAAGAGAGAGGAGGCUGAGGCAGUGAAAUGCGAGGCGGAGAAAGAGAGGGAGGAAGCGGAGAAGGCAAGGAGUGAGGCUGAGCAGAAGAGAGAGGAGGCUGAGGCAGCGAAAUGCGAGGCGGAGAAAGAGAGGGAGGAAGCGGAGAAGGCAAGGAGUGAGGCUGAGCAGAAGAGAGAGGAAGCGGAGAAGGCAAGGAGUGAGGCUGAGCAGAAGAGAGAGGAGGCUGAGGCAGCGAAAUGCGAGGCGGAGAAAGAGAGGGAGGAAGCGGAGAAGGCAAGGAGUGAGGCUGAGCAGAAGAGAGAGGAGGCUGAGGCAGCGAAAUGCGAGGCGGAGAAAGAGAGGGAGGAAGCGGAGAAGGCAAGGAGUGAGGCUGAGCAGGAGAGAGAGGAGGCUGAGGCAGCGAAAUGCGAGGCGGAGAAAGAGAGGGAGGAAGCGGAGAAGGCAAGGAGUGAGGCUGAGCAGAAGAGAGAGGAGGCUGAGGCGACGAAAUGCGAGGCGGAGAAAGGGAGGGAGGAAGUGGAGAAGGCAAGGAGUGAGGCUGAGAAGGAGAGAGAGGAGGCUGAGGCAGCGAAAUGUGAGGCAGUGAAAGAGAGGGAGGAAGCGGAGAAGGCAAGGAGUGAGGCUGAGCAGAAGAGAGAGGAGGCUGAGGCAGCGAAAUGCGAGGCGGAGAAAGAGAGGGAGGAAGCGGAGAAGGCAAGGAGUGAGGCUGAGCAGAAGAGGGAGGAGGCUGAGGCAGCGAAAUGCGAGGCGGAGAAAGAGAGGGAGGAAGCGGAGAAGGCAAGGAGUGAGGCUGAGCAGAAGAGAGAGGAGGCUGAGGCAGCGAAAUGCGAGGCGGAGAAAGAGAGGGAGGAAGCGGAGAAGGCAAGGAGUGAGGCUGAGCAGAAGAGAGAGGAAGCGGAGAAGGCAAGGAGUGAGGCUGAGCAGAAGAGAGAGGAGGCUGAGGCAGCGAAAUGCGAGGCGGAGAAAGAGAGGGAGGAAGCGGAGAAGGCAAGGAGUGAGGCUGAGCAGAAGAGAGAGGAGGCUGAGGCAGCGAAAUGCGAUGCGGAGAAAGAGAGGGAGGAAGCGGAGAAGGGAAGGAGUGAGGCUCAGCAGAAGAGAGAGGAGGCUGAGGCGACGAAAUGCGACGCGGAGAAAGAAAGGCAGGAAGCGGAGAAGGUAAGGAGUGAGGCUGAGCAGGAGAGAGAGGAGGCUGAGGCAGCGAAAUGUGAGGCAGUGAAAGAGAGGGAGGAAGCGGAGAAGGCAAGGAGUGAGGCUGAGCAGGAGAGAGAGGAGGCUGAGGCAGCGAAAUGUGAGGCAGUGAAAGAGAGGGAGGAAGCGGAGAAGGCAAGGAGUGAGGCUGAGCAGAAGAGAGAGGAGGCUGAGGCAGCGAAAUGCGAGGCGGAGAAAGAGAGGGAGGAAGCGGAGAAGGCAAGCAGUGAGGCUGAGCAGAAGAGAGAGGAAGCGGAGAAGGCAAGGAGUGAGGCUGAGCAGAAGAGAGAGGAGGCUGAGGCAGCGAAAUGCGAGGCGGAGAAAGAGAGGGAGGAAGCGGAGAAGGCAAGGAGUGAGGCUGAGCAGAAGAGAGAGGAGGCUGAGGCAGCGAAAUGCGAGGCGGAGAAAGAGAGGGAGGAAGCGGAGAAGGCAAGCAGUGAGGCUGAGCAGAAGAGAGAGGAGGCUGAGGUGGCGAAAUGCGAGGCGGAGAAAGGGAGGGAGGAAGUCGAGAAGGCAAGGAGUGAGGCUGAACAGGAGAGAGAGGAGGCUGAGGCAGCGAAAUGUGAGGCAGUGAAAGAGAGGGAGGAAGCGGAGAAGGCAAGGAGUGAGGCUGAGCAGAAGAGAGAGGAGGCUGAGGCAGUGAAAUUCGAGGCGGAGAAAGAGAGGGAGGAAGCGGAGAAGGCAAGGAGUGAGGCUGAGCAGAAGAGAGAGGAGGCUGAGGCAGCGAAAUGCGAGGCGGAGAAAGAGAGGGAGGAAGCGGAGAAGGCAAGGAGUGAGGCUGAGCAGAAGAGAGAGGAAGCGGAGAAGGCAAGGAGUGAGGCUGAGCAGAAGAGAGAGGAGGCUGAGGCAGCGAAAUGCGAGGCGGAGAAAGAGAGGGAGGAAGCGGAGAAGGCAAGGAGUGAGGCUGAGCAGAAGAGAGAGGAGGCUGAGGCAGCGAAAUGCGAGGCGGAGAAAGAGAGGGAGGAAGCAGAGAAGGCAAGGAGUGAGGCUGAGCAGAAGAGAGAGGAGGCUGAGGCAGCGAAAUGUGAGGCAGUGAAAGAGAGGGAGGAAGCGGAGAAGGCAAGGAGUGAGGCUGAGCAGAAGAGAGAGGAGGCUGAGGCAGUGAAAUUCGAGGCGGAGAAAGAGAGGGAGGAAGCGGAGAAGGCAAGGAGUGAGGCUGAGCAGAAGAGAGAGGAGGCUGAGGCAGCGAAAUGCGAGGCGGAGAAAGAGAGGGAGGAAGCGGAGAAGGCAAGGAGUGAGGCUGAGCAGAAGAGAGAGGAAGCGGAGAAGGCAAGGAGUGAGGCUGAGCAGAAGAGAGAGGAGGCUGAGGCAGCGAAAUGCGAGGCGGAGAAAGAGAGGGAGGAAGCGGAGAAGGCAAGGAGUGAGGCUGAGCAGAAGAGAGAGGAGGCUGAGGCAGCGAAAUGCGAGGCGGAGAAAGAGAGGGAGGAAGCGGAGAAGGCAAGGAGUGAGGCUGAGCAGAAGAGAGAGGAAGCGGAGAAGGCAAGGAGUGAGGCUGAGCAGAAGAGAGAGGAGGCUGAGGCGACGAAAUGCGAGGCGGAGAAAGGGAGGGAGGAAGCAGAGAAGGCAAGGAGUGAGGCUGAGCAGAAGAGAGAGGAGGCUGAGGCAGCGAAAUGCGAGGCGGAGAAAGAGAGGGAGGAAGCGGAGAAGGCAAGGAGUGAGGCUGAGCAGAAGAGAGCGGAGGCUGAGGCAGCGAAAUGUGAGGCAGUGAAAGAGAGGGAGGAAGCGGAGAAGGCAAGGAGUGAGGCUGAGCAGAAGAGAGAGGAGGCUGAGGCAGUGAAAUUCGAGGCGGAGAAAGAGAGGGAGGAAGCGGAGAAGGCAAGGAGUGAGGCUGAGCAGAAGAGAGAGGAGGCUGAGGCAGCGAAAUGCGAGGCGGAGAAAGAGAGGGAGGAAGCGGAGAAGGCAAGGAGUGAGGCUGAGCAGAAGAGAGAGGAAGCGGAGAAGGCAAGGAGUGAGGCUGAGCAGAAGAGAGAGGAGGCUGAGGCAGCGAAAUGCGAGGCGGAGAAAGAGAGGGAGGAAGCGGAGAAGGCAAGGAGUGAGGCUGAGCAGAAGAGAGAGGAGGCUGAGGCAGCGAAAUGCGAGGCGGAGAAAGAGAGGGAGGAAGCGGAGAAGGCAAGGAGUGAGGCUGAGCAGAAGAGAGAGGAAGCGGAGAAGGCAAGGAGUGAGGCUGAGCAGAAGAGAGAGGAGGCUGAGGCGACGAAAUGCGAGGCGGAGAAAGGGAGGGAGGAAGCAGAGAAGGCAAGGAGUGAGGCUGAGCAGAAGAGAGAGGAGGCUGAGGCAGCGAAAUGCGAGGCGGAGAAAGAGAGGGAGGAAGCGGAGAAGGCAAGGAGUGAGGCUGAGCAGAAGAGAGCGGAGGCUGAGGCAGCGAAAUGCGAGGCGGAGAAAGAGAGGGAGGAAGCGGAGAAGGCAAGGAGUGAGGUUGAGCAGAAGAGAGAGGAGGCUGAGGCAGCGAAAUGCGAGGCGGAGAAAGGGAGGGAGGAAGUGGAGAAGGCAAGGAGUGAGGCUGAGCAGGAGAGAGAGGAGGCUGAGGCAGCGAAAUGUGAGGCAGUGAAAGAGAGGGAGGAAGCGGAGAAGGCAAGGAGUGAGGCUGAGCAGAAGAGAGAGGAGGCUGAGGCAGCGAAAUGCGAGGCGGAGAAAGAGAGGGAGGAAGCGGAGAAGGCAAGGAGUGAGGCUGAGCAGAAGAGGGAGGAGGCUGAGGCAGCGAAAUGCGAGGCGGAGAAAGAGAGGGAGGAAGCGGAGAAGGCAAGGAGUGAGGCUGAGCAGAAGAGAGAGGAGGCUGAGGCAGCGAAAUGCGAGGCGGAGAAAGAGAGGGAGGAAGCGGAGAAGGCAAGGAGUGAGGCUGAGCAGAAGAGAGAGGAAGCGGAGAAGGCAAGGAGUGAGGCUGAGCAGAAGAGAGAGGAGGCUGAGGCGACGAAAUGCGAGGCGGAGAAAGGGAGGGAGGAAGUGGAGAAGGCAAGGAGUGAGGCUGAGCAGGAGAGAGAGGAGGCUGAGGCAGCGAAAUGUGAGGCAGUGAAAGAGAGGGAGGAAGCGGAGAAGGCAAGGAGUGAGGCUGAGCAGAAGAGAGAGGAGGCUGAGGCAGCGAAAUGCGAGGCGGAGAAAGAGAGGGAGGAAGCGGAGAAGGCAAGGAGUGAGGCUGAGCAGAAGAGGGAGGAGGCUGAGGCAGCGAAAUGCGAGGCGGAGAAAGAGAGGGAGGAAGCGGAGAAGGCAAGGAGUGAGGCUGAGCAGAAGAGAGAGGAGGCUGAGGCAGCGAAAUGCGAGGCGGAGAAAGAGAGGGAGGAAGCGGAGAAGGCAAGGAGUGAGGCUGAGCAGAAGAGAGAGGAAGCGGAGAAGGCAAGGAGUGAGGCUGAGCAGAAGAGAGAGGAGGCUGAGGCAGCGAAAUGCGAGGCGGAGAAAGAGAGGGAGGAAGCGGAGAAGGCAAGGAGUGAGGCUGAGCAGGAGAGAGAGGAGGCUGAGGCAGCGAAAUGUGAGGCAGUGAAAGAGAGGGAGGAAGCGGAGAAGGCAAGGAGUGAGGCUGAGCAGGAGAGAGAGGAGGCUGAGGCAGCGAAAUGUGAGGUAGUGAAAGAGAGGGAGGAAGCGGAGAAGGCAAGGAGUGAGGCUGAGCAGAAGAGAGAGGAGGCUGAGGCAGCGAAAUGCGAGGCGGAGAAAGAGAGGGAGGAAGCGGAGAAGGCAAGGAGUGAGGCUGAGCAGAAGAGAGAGGAGGCUGAGGCAGCGAAAUGCGAGGCGGAGAAAGAGAGAGAGGAAGCGGAGAAGGCAAGGAGUGAGGCUGAGCAGAAGAGAGAGGAAGCGGAGAAGGCAAGGAGUGAGGCUGAGCAGAAGAGAGAGGAGGCUGAGGCAGCGAAAUGCGAGGCGGAGAAAGAGAGGGAGGAAGCGGAGAAGGCAAGGAGUGAGGCUGAGCAGAAGAGAGAGGAGGCUGAGGCAGCGAAAUGCGAGGCGGAGAAAGAGAGAGAGGAAGCGGAGAAGGCAAGGAGUGAGGCUGAGCAGAAGAGAGAGGAGGCUGAGGCAGCGAAAUGCGAGGCGGAGAAAGAGAGGGAGGAAGCGGAGAAGGCAAGGAGUGGGGCUGAGCAGAAGAGAGAGGAAGCGGAGAAGGCAAGGAGUGAGGCUGAGCAGAAGAUAGAGGAGGCUGAGGCAGCGAAAUGUGAGGCGGAGAAAGAGAGGGAGGAAGCGGAGAAGGCAAGGAGUGAGGCUGAGCAGAAGAGAGAGGAGGCUGAGGCAGCGAAAUGCGAGGCGGAGAAAGAGAGGGAGGAAGCGGAGAAGGCAAGGAGUGAGGCUGAGCAGAAGAGGGAGGAAGCGGACAAGGCAAGGAGUGAGGCUGAGCAGAAGAGAGAGGAGGCUGAGGCAGCGAAAUGCGAGGCGGAGAAAGAGAGGGAGGAAGCGGAGAAGGCAAGGAGUGAGGCUGAGCAGAAGAGAGAGGAAGCGGAGAAGGCAAGGAGUGAGGCUGAGCAGAAGAGAGAGGAGGCUGAGGCAGCGAAAUGCGAGGCGGAGAAAGAGAGGGAGGAAGCGGAGAAGGCAAGGAGUGAGGCUGAGCAGAAGAGAGAGGAGGCUGAGGCAGCGAAAUGCGAUGCGGAGAAAGAGAGGGAGGAAGCGGAGAAGGCAAGGCGUGAGGCUCAGCAGAAGAGAGAGGAGGCUGAGGCGACGAAAUGCGAGGCGGAGAAAGAAAGGCAGGAAGCGGAGAAGGUAAGGAGUGAGGCUGAGCAGGAGAGAGAGGAGGCUGAGGCAGCGAAAUGUGAGGCAGUGAAAGAGAGGGAGGAAGCGGAGAAGGCAAGGAGUGAGGCUGAGCAGGAGAGAGAGGAGGCUGAGGCAGCGAAAUGUGAGGUAGUGAAAGAGAGGGAGGAAGCGGAGAAGGCAAGGAGUGAGGCUGAGCAGAAGAGAGAGGAGGCUGAGGCAGCGAAAUGCGAGGCGGAGAAAGAGAGGGAGGAAGCGGAGAAGGCAAGGAGUGAGGCUGAGCAGGAGAGAGAGGAGGCUGAGGCAGCGAAAUUGAAAGAGAGGGAGGAAGCGGAGAAGGCAAGGAGUGAGGCUGAGCAGAAGAGAGAGGAGGCUGAGGCAGCGAAAUGCGAGGCGGAGAAAGAGAGGGAGGAAGCGGAGAAGGCAAGGAGUGAGGCUGAGCAGAAGAGAGAGGAGGCUGAGGCAGCGAAAUGCGAGGCGGAGAAAGAGAGAGAGGAAGCGGAGAAGGCAAGGAGUGAGGCUGAGCAGAAGAGAGAGGAAGCGGAGAAGGCAAGGAGUGAGGCUGAGCAGAAGAGAGAGGAGGCUGAGGCAGCGAAAUGCGAGGCGGAGAAAGAGAGGGAGGAAGCGGAGAAGGCAAGGAGUGAGGCUGAGCAGAAGAGAGAGGAGGCUGAGGCAGCGAAAUGCGAGGCGGAGAAAGAGAGAGAGGAAGCGGAGAAGGCAAGGAGUGAGGCUGAGCAGAAGAGAGAGGAGGCUGAGGCAGCGAAAUGCGAGGCGGAGAAAGAGAGGGAGGAAGCGGAGAAGGCAAGGAGUGGGGCUGAGCAGAAGAGAGAGGAAGCGGAGAAGGCAAGGAGUGAGGCUGAGCAGAAGAUAGAGGAGGCUGAGGCAGCGAAAUGUGAGGCGGAGAAAGAGAGGGAGGAAGCGGAGAAGGCAAGGAGUGAGGCUGAGCAGAAGAGAGAGGAGGCUGAGGCAGCGAAAUGCGAGGCGGAGAAAGAGAGGGAGGAAGCGGAGAAGGCAAGGAGUGAGGCUGAGCAGAAGAGAGAGGAGGCUGAGGCAGCGAAAUGCGAGGCGGAGAAAGAGAGAGAGGAAGCGGAGAAGGCAAGGAGUGAGGCUGAGCAGAAGAGAGAGGAAGCGGAGAAGGCAAGGAGUGAGGCUGAGCAGAAGAGAGAGGAGGCUGAGGCAGCGAAAUGCGAGGCGGAGAAAGAGAGGGAGGAAGCGGAGAAGGCAAGGAGUGAGGCUGAGCAGAAGAGAGAGGAGGCUGAGGCAGCGAAAUGCGAGGCGGAGAAAGAGAGAGAGGAAGCGGAGAAGGCAAGGAGUGAGGCUGAGCAGAAGAGAGAGGAGGCUGAGGCAGCGAAAUGCGAGGCGGAGAAAGAGAGGGAGGAAGCGGAGAAGGCAAGGAGUGAGGCUGAGCAGAAGAGAGAGGAAGCGGAGAAGGCAAGGAGUGAGGCUGAGCAGAAGAUAGAGGAGGCUGAGGCAGCGAAAUGUGAGGCGGAGAAAGAGAGGGAGGAAGCGGAGAAGGCAAGGAGUGAGGCUGAGCAGAAGAGAGAGGAGGCUGAGGCAACGAAAUGCGAGGCGGAGAAAGAGAGGGAGGAAGCGGAGAAGGCAAGGAGUGAGGCUGAGCAGAAGAGGGAGGAGGCUGAGGCAGCGAAAUGCGAGGCGGAGAAAGAGAGGGAGGAAGCAGAGAAGGCAAGGAGUGAGGCUGAGCAGAAGAGAGAGGAGGCUGAGGCAGCGAAAUGCGAGGCGGAGAAAGAGAGGGAGGAAGCGGAGAAGGCAAGGAGUGAGGCUGAGCAGAAGAGAGAGGAAGCGGAGAAGGCAAGGAGUGAGGCUGAGCAGAAGAGAGAGGAGGCUGAGGCAGCGAAAUGCGAGGCGGAGAAAGAGAGGGAGGAAGCGGAGAAGGCAAGGAGUGAGGCUGAGCAGAAGAGAGAGGAGGCUGAGGCAGCGAAAUGCGAUGCGGAGAAAGAGAGGGAGGAAGCGGAGAAGGCAAGGAGUGAGGCUCAGCAGAAGAGAGAGGAGGCUGAGGCGACGAAAUGCGAGGCGGAGAAAGAAAGGCAGGAAGCGGAGAAGGUAAGGAGUGAGGCUGAGCAGGAGAGAGAGGAGGCUGAGGCAGCGAAAUGUGAGGCAGUGAAAGAGAGGGAGGAAGCGGAGAAGGCAAGGAGUGAGGCUGAGCAGGAGAGAGAGGAGGCUGAGGCAGCAAAAUGUGAGGUAGUGAAAGAGAGGGAGGAAGCGGAGAAGGCAAGGAGUGAGGCUGAGCAGAAGAGAGAGGAGGCUGAGGCAGCGAAAUGCGAGGCGGAGAAAGAGAGGGAGGAAGCGGAGAAGGCAAGGAGUGAGGCUGAGCAGGAGAGAGAGGAGGCUGUGGCAGCGAAAUGUGAGGCAGUGAAAGAGAGGGAGGAAGCGGAGAAGGCAAGGAGUGAGGCUGAGCAGAAGAUAGAGGAGGCUGAGGCAGCGAAAUGUGAGGCGGAGAAAGAGAGGGAGGAAGCGGAGAAGGCAAGGAGUGAGGCUGAGCAGAAGAGAGAGGAGGCUGAGGCAACGAAAUGCGAGGCGGAGAAAGAGAGGGAGGAAGCGGAGAAGGCAAGGAGUGAGGCUGAGCAGAAGAGGGAGGAGGCUGAGGCAGCGAAAUGCGAGGCGGAGAAAGAGAGGGAGGAAGCGGUGAAGGCAAGGAGUGAGGCUGAGCAGAAGAGAGAGGAGGCUGAGGCAGCGAAAUGCGAUGCGGAGAAAGAGAGGGAGGAAGCGGAGAAGGCAAGGAGUGAGGCUGAGCAGAAGAGAGAGGAGGCUGAGGCGAAGAAAUUCGAGGCGGAGAAAGAAAGGGAGGAAGCGGAGAAGGCAAGGAGUGAGGCUGAGCAGGAGAGAGAGGAGGCUGAGGCAGCGAAAUGCGAUGCAGAGAAAGAGAGGGAGGAAGCGGAGAAGGCAAGGAGUGAGGCUGAGCAGGAGAGAGAGGAGGCUGAGGCAGCGAAAUGUGAGGCAGUGAAAGAGAGGGAGGAAGCGGAGAAGGCAAGGAGUGAGGCUGAGCAGAAGAGAAAGGAGGCUGAGGCAGCGAAAUGUGAGGCGGAGAAAGAGAGGGAGAAAGCGGAGAAGGCAAGGAGUGAGGUUGAGCAGAAGAGAGAGGAGGCUGAGGCAGCGAAAUGCGAGGCGGAGAAAGAGAGGGAGGAAGCGGAGAAGGCAAGGAGUGAGGCUGAGCAGAAGAGAGAGGAGGCUGAGGCAGCGAAAUGCGAGGCGGAGAAAGAUAGGGAGGAAGCGGAGAAGGCAAGGAGUGAGGCUGAGCAGAAGAGAGAGGAGGCUGAGGCAGCGAAAUGCGAGGCGGAGAAAGAGAGGGAGGAAGUGGAGACGGCAAGGAGUGAGGCUGAGCAGAAGAGAGAGGAAGCGGAGAAGGCAAGGAGUGAGGCUGAGCAGAAGAGAGAGGAGGCUGAGGCAGCGAAAUGCGAGGCGGAGAAAGAGAGGGAGGAAGCGGAGAAGGCAAGGAGUGAGGCUGAGCAGAAGAGGGAGGAAGCGGACAAGGCAAGGAGUGAGGCUGAGCAGAAGAGAGAGGAGGCUGAGGCAGCGAAAUGCGAGGCGGAGAAAGAGAGGGAGGAAGCGGAGAAGGCAAGGAGUGAGGCUGAGCAGAAGAGAGAGGAGGCUGAGGCGACGAAAUGCGAGGCGGAGAAAGGGAGGGAGGAAGUGGAGAAGGCAAGGAGUGAGGCUGAGCAGGAGAGAGAGGAGGCUGAGGCAGUGAAAUGUGAGGCAGUGAAAGAGAGGGAGGAAGCGGAGAAGGCAAGGAGUGAGGCUGAGCAGAAGAGAGAGGAGGCUGAGGCAGCGAAUUGUGAGGCGGAGAAAGAGAGGGAGGAUGCGGAGAAGGCAAGGAGUGAGGCUGAGCAGAAGAGAGAGGAGGCUGAGGCAGCGAAAUGCGAGGCGGAGAAAGAGAGGGAGGAAGCGGAGAAGGCAAGGAGUGAGGCUGAGCAGAAGAGAGAGGAGGCUGAGGCGACGAAAUGCGAGGCGGAGAAAGGGAGGGAGGAAGUGGAGAAGGCAAGGAGUGAGGCUGAGCAGGAGAGAGAGGAGGCUGAGGCAGUGAAAUGUGAGGCAGUGAAAGAGAGGGAGGAAGCGGAGAAGGCAAGGAGUGAGGCUGAGCAGAAGAGAGAGGAGGCUGAGGCAGCGAAUUGUGAGGCGGAGAAAGAGAGGGAGGAUGCGGAGAAGGCAAGGAGUGAGGCUGAGCAGAAGAGAGAGGAGGCUGAGGCAGCGAAAUGCGAGGCGGAGAAAGAGAGGGAGGAAGCGGAGAAGGCAAGGAGUGAGGCUGAGCAGAAGAGAGAGGAGGCUGAGGCAGCGAAAUGCGAGGCGGAGAAAGAGAGAGAGGAAGCGGAGAAGGCAAGGAGUGAGGCUGAGCAGAAGAGAGAGGAGGCUGAGGCAGCGAAAUGCGAGGCGGAGAAAGAGAGGGAGGAAGCGGAGAAGGCAAGGAGUGAGGCUGAGCAGAAGAGAGAGGAAGCGGAGAAGGCAAGGAGUGAGGCUGAGCAGAAGAUAGAGGAGGCUGAGGCAGCGAAAUGUGAGGCGGAGAAAGAGAGGGAGGAAGCGGAGAAGGCAAGGUGUGAGGCUGAGCAGAAGAGAGAGGAGGCUAAGGCAACGAAAUGCGAGGCGGAGAAAGAGAGGGAGGAAGCGGAGAAGGCAAGGAGUGAGGCUGAGCAGAAGAGGGAGGAGGCUGAGGCAGCGAAAUGCGAGGCGGAGAAAGAGAGGGAGGAAGCGGAGAAGGCAAGGAGUGAGGCUGAGCAGAAGAGAGAGGAGGCUGAGGCAGCGAAAUGCGAGGCGGAGAAAGAGAGGGAGGAAGCGGAGAAGGCAAGGAGUGAGGCUGAGCAGAAGAGAGAGGAAGCGGAGAAGGCAAGGAGUGAGGCUGAGCAGAAGAGAGAGGAGGCUGAGGCAGCGAAAUGCGAUGCGGAGAAAGAGAGGGAGGAAGCGGAGAAGGCAAGGAGUGAGGCUCAGCAGAAGAGAGAGGAGGCUGAGGCUACGAAAUGCGAGGCGGAGAAAGAAAGGCAGGAAGCGGAGAAGGUAAGGAGUGAGGCUGAGCAGGAGAGAGAGGAGGCUGAGGCAGCGAAAUGUGAGGCAGUGAAAGAGAGGGAGGAAGCGGAGAAGGCAAGGAGUGAGGCUGAGCAGGAGAGAGAUGAGGCUGAGGCAGCGAAAUGUGAGGUAGUGAAAGAGAGGGAGGAAGCGGAGAAGGCAAGGAGUGAGGCUGAGCAGAAGAGAGAGGAGGCUGAGGCAGCGAAAUGCGAGGCGGAGAAAGAGAGAGAGGAAGCGGAGAAGGCAAGGAGUGAGGCUGAGCAGAAGAGAGAGGAGGCUGAGGCAGCGAAAUGCGAGGCGGAGAAAGAGAGGGAGGAAGCGGAGAAGGCAAGGAGUGAGGCUGAGCAGAAGAGAGAGGAAGCGGAGAAGGCAAGGAGUGAGGCUGAGCAGAAGAUAGAGGAGGCUGAGGCAGCGAAAUGUGAGGCGGAGAAAGAGAGGGAGGAAGCGGAGAAGGCAAGGUGUGAGGCUGAGCAGAAGAGAGAGGAGGCUAAGGCAACGAAAUGCGAGGCGGAGAAAGAGAGGGAGGAAGCGGAGAAGGCAAGGAGUGAGGCUGAGCAGAAGAGGGAGGAGGCUGAGGCAGCGAAAUGCGAGGCGGAGAAAGAGAGGGAGGAAGCGGAGAAGGCAAGGAGUGAGGCUGAGCAGAAGAGAGAGGAGGCUGAGGCAGCGAAAUGCGAGGCGGAGAAAGAGAGGGAGGAAGCGGAGAAGGCAAGGAGUGAGGCUGAGCAGAAGAGAGAGGAAGCGGAGAAGUCAAGGAGUGAGGCUGAGCAGAAGAGAGAGGAGGCUGAGGCAGCGAAAUGCGAGGCGGAGAAAGAGAGGGAGGAAGCGGAGAAGGCAAGGAGUGAGGCUGAGCAGAAGAGAGAGGAGGCUGAGGCAGCGAAAUGCGAUGCGGAGAAAGAGAGGGAGGAAGCGGAGAAGGCAAGGAGUGAGGCUCAGCAGAAGAGAGAGGAGGCUGAGGCGACGAAAUGCGAGGCGGAGAAAGAAAGGCAGGAAGCGGAGAAGGUAAGGAGUGAGGCUGAGCAGGAGAGAGAGGAGGCUGAGGCAGCGAAAUGUGAGGCAGUGAAAGAGAGGGAGGAAGCGGAGAAGGCAAGGAGUGAGGCUGAGCAGGAGAGAGAGGAGGCUGAGGCAGCGAAAUGUGAGGUAGUGAAAGAGAGGGAGGAAGCGGAGAAGGCAAGGAGUGAGGCUGAGCAGAAGAGAGAGGAGGCUGAGGCAGCGAAAUGCGAGGCGGAGAAAGAGAGAGAGGAAGCGGAGAAGGCAAGGAGUGAGGCUGAGCAGAAGAGAGAGGAAGCGGAGAAGGCAAGGAGUGAGGCUGAGCAGAAGAGAGAGGAGGCUGAGGCAGCGAAAUGCGAGGCGGAGAAAGAGAGGGAGGAAGCGGAGAAGGCAAGGAGUGAGGCUGAGCAGAAGAGAGAGGAGGCUGAGGCAGCGAAAUGCGAGGCGGAGAAAGAGAGAGAGGAAGCGGAGAAGGCAAGGAGUGAGGCUGAGCAGAAGAGAGAGGAGGCUGAGGCAGCGAAAUGCGAGGCGGAGAAAGAGAGGGAGGAAGCGGAGAAGGCAAGGAGUGGGGCUGAGCAGAAGAGAGAGGAAGCGGACAAGGCAAGGAGUGAGGCUGAGCAGAAGAGAGAGGAGGCUGAGGCAGCGAAAUGCGAGGCGGAGAAAGAGAGGGAGGAAGCGGAGAAGGCAAGGAGUGAGGCUGAGCAGAAGAGAGAGGAAGCGGACAAGGCAAGGAGUGAGGCUGAGCAGAAGAGAGAGGAGGCUGAGGCAGCGAAAUGCGAUGCGGAGAAAGAGAGGGAGGAAGCGGAGAAGGCAAGGAGUGAGGCUGAGCAGAAGAGAGAGGAGGCUGAGGCAGCGAAAUGCGAUGCGGAGAAAGAGAGGGAGGAAGCGGAGAAGGCAAGGAGUGAGGCUCAGCAGAAGAGAGAGGAGGCUGAGGCGACGAAAUGCGAGGCGGAGAAAGAAAGGCAGGAAGCGGAGAAGGUAAGGAGUGAGGCUGAGCAGGAGAGAGAGGAGGCUGAGGCAGCGAAAUGUGAGGCAGUGAAAGAGAGGGAGGAAGCGGAGAAGGCAAGGAGUGAGGCUGAGCAGGAGAGAGAGGAGGCUGAGGCAGCGAAAUGUGAGGUAGUGAAAGAGAGGGAGGAAGCGGAGAAGGCAAGGAGUGAGGCUGAGCAGAAGAGAGAGGAGGCUGAGGCAGCGAAAUGCGAGGCGGAGAAAGAGAGGGAGGAAGCGGAGAAGGCAAGGAGUGAGGCUGAGCAGGAGAGAGAGGAGGCUGAGGCAGCGAAAUGUGAGGCAGUGAAAGAGAGGGAGGAAGCGGAGAAGGCAAGGAGUGAGGCUGAGCAGGAGAGAGAGGAGGCUGAGGCAGCGAAAUGUGAGGUAGUGAAAGAGAGGGAGGAAGCGGAGAAGGCAAGGAGUGAGGCUGAGCAGAAGAGAGAGGAGGCUGAGGCAGCGAAAUGCGAGGCGGAGAAAGAGAGGGAGGAAGCGGAGAAGGCAAGGAGUGAGGCUGAGCAGAAGAGAGAGGAGGCUGAGGCAGCGAAAUGCGAGGCGGAGAAAGAGAGAGAGGAAGCGGAGAAGGCAAGGAUUGAGGCUGAGCAGAAGAGAGAGGAAGCGGAGAAGGCAAGGAGUGAGGCUGAGCAGAAGAGAGAGGAGGCUGAGGCAGCGAAAUGCGAGGCGGAGAAAGAGAGGGAGGAAGCGGAGAAGGCAAGGAGUGAGGCUGAGCAGAAGAGAGAGGAGGCUGAGGCAGCGAAAUGCGAGGCGGAGAAAGAGAGAGAGGAAGCGGAGAAGGCAAGGAGUGAGGCUGAGCAGAAGAGAGAGGAGGCUGAGGCAGCGAAAUGCGAGGCGGAGAAAGAGAGGGAGGAAGCGGAGAAGGCAAGGAGUGGGGCUGAGCAGAAGAGAGAGGAAGCGGAGAAGGCAAGGAGUGAGGCUGAGCAGAAGAUAGAGGAGGCUGAGGCAGCGAAAUGUGAGGCGGAGAAAGAGAGGGAGGAAGCGGAGAAGGCAAGGAGUGAGGCUGAGCAGAAGAGAGAGGAGGCUGAGGCAGCGAAAUGCGAGGCGGAGAAAGAGAGGGAGGAAGCGGAGAAGGCAAGGAGUGAGGCUGAGCAGAAGAGGGAGGAAGCGGACAAGGCAAGGAGUGAGGCUGAGCAGAAGAGAGAGGAGGCUGAGGCAGCGAAAUGCGAGGCGGAGAAAGAGAGGGAGGAAGCGGAGAAGGCAAGGAGUGAGGCUGAGCAGAAGAGAGAGGAGGCUGAGGCGACGAAAUGCGAGGCGGAGAAAGGGAGGGAGGAAGUGGAGAAGGCAAGGAGUGAGGCUGAGCAGGAGAGAGAGGAGGCUGAGGCAGCGAAAUGUGAGGCAGUGAAAGAGAGGGAGGAAGCGGAGAAGGCAAGGAGUGAGGCUGAGCAGAAGAGAGAGAAGGCUGAGGCAGCGAAAUGCGAAGCGGAGAAAGAGAGGGAGGAAGCGGAGAAGGCAAGGAGUGAGGCUGAGCAGAAGAGAGAGAAGGCUGAGGCAACGAAAUGCGAGGCGGAGAAAGAGAGGGAGGAAGCGGAGAAGGCAAUGAGUGAGGCUGAGCAGAAGAGAGAGGAGGCUGAGGCGACGAAAUGCGAGGUUGAGAAAGGGAGGGAGGAAGUAGAGAAGGCAAGGAGUGAGGCUGAGCAGGAGAGAGAGGAGGCUGAGGCAGCGAAAUGUGAGGCAGUGAAAGAGAGGGAGGAAGCGGAGAAGGCAAGGAGUGAGGCUGAGCAGAAGAGAGAGGAGGCUGAGGCAGCGAAAUGCGAGGCGGAGAAAGAGAGGGAGGAAGCGGAGAAGGCAAGGAGUGAGGCUGAGCAGAAGAGAGAGGAGGCUGAGGCAGCGAAAUGCGAGGCGGAGAAAGAGAGGGAGGAAGCGGAGAAGGCAAGGAGUGAGGCUGAGCAGAAGAGAGAGGAAGCGGAGAAGGCAAGGAGUGAGGCUGAGCAGAAGAGAGAGGAGGCUGAGGCAGCGAAAUGUGAGGCGGAGAAAGAGAGGGAGGAAGCGGAGAAGGCAAGGAGUGAGGUUGAGCAGAAGAGAGAGGAUGCUGAGGCAGCGAAAUGCGAGGCGGAGAAAGAGAGGGAGGAAGCGGAGAAGGCAAGGAGUGAGGCUGAGCAGAAGAGAGAGGAGGCUGAGGCAGCGAAAUGCGAGGCAGAGAAAGAGAGGGAGGAAGCGGAGAAGGCAAGGAGUGAGGCUGAGCAGAAGAGAGAGGAAGCGGAGAAGGCAAGGAGUGAGGCUGAGCAGAAGAGAGAGGAAGCGGAGAAGGCAAGGAGUGAGGCUGAGAAGAAUAGAGAGGAGGCUGAGGCAGCGAAAUGCGAGGCGGAGAAAGAGAGGGAGGAAGCGGUGAAGGCAAGGAGUGAGGCUGAGCAGAAGAGAGAGGAGGCUGAGGCAGCGAAAUGCGAUGCGGAGAAAGAGAGGGAGGAAGCGGAGAAGGCAAGGAGUGAGGCUGAGCAGAAGAGAGAGGAGGCUGAGGCGAAGAAAUUCGAGGCGGAGAAAGAAAGGGAGGAAGCGGAGAAGGCAAGGAGUGAGGCUGAGCAGGAGAGAGAGGAGGCUGAGGCAGCGAAAUGCGAUGCAGAGAAAGAGAGGGAGGAAGCGGAGAAGGCAAGGAGUGAGGCUGAGCAGGAGAGAGAGGAGGCUGAGGCAGCGAAAUGUGAGGCAGUGAAAGAGAGGGAGGAAGCGGAGAAGGCAAGGAGUGAGGCUGAGCAGAAGAGAAAGGAGGCUGAGGCAGCGAAAUGUGAGGCGGAGAAAGAGAGGGAGAAAGCGGAGAAGGCAAGGAGUGAGGUUGAGCAGAAGAGAGAGGAGGCUGAGGCAGCGAAAUGCGAGGCGGAGAAAGAGAGGGAGGAAGCGGAGAAGGCAAGGAGUGAGGCUGAGCAGAAGAGAGAGGAGGCUGAGGCAGCGAAAUGCGAGGCGGAGAAAGAUAGGGAGGAAGCGGAGAAGGCAAGGAGUGAGGCUGAGCAGAAGAGAGAGGAGGCUGAGGCAGCGAAAUGCGAGGCGGAGAAAGAGAGGGAGGAAGUGGAGACGGCAAGGAGUGAGGCUGAGCAGAAGAGAGAGGAAGCGGAGAAGGCAAGGAGUGAGGCUGAGCAGAAGAGAGAGGAGGCUGAGGCAGCGAAAUGCGAGGCGGAGAAAGAGAGGGAGGAAGCGGAGAAGGCAAGGAGUGAGGCUGAGCAGAAGAGGGAGGAAGCGGACAAGGCAAGGAGUGAGGCUGAGCAGAAGAGAGAGGAGGCUGAGGCAGCGAAAUGCGAGGCGGAGAAAGAGAGGGAGGAAGCGGAGAAGGCAAGGAGUGAGGCUGAGCAGAAGAGAGAGGAGGCUGAGGCGACGAAAUGCGAGGCGGAGAAAGGGAGGGAGGAAGUGGAGAAGGCAAGGAGUGAGGCUGAGCAGGAGAGAGAGGAGGCUGAGGCAGUGAAAUGUGAGGCAGUGAAAGAGAGGGAGGAAGCGGAGAAGGCAAGGAGUGAGGCUGAGCAGAAGAGAGAGGAGGCUGAGGCAGCGAAUUGUGAGGCGGAGAAAGAGAGGGAGGAUGCGGAGAAGGCAAGGAGUGAGGCUGAGCAGAAGAGAGAGGAGGCUGAGGCAGCGAAAUGCGAGGCGGAGAAAGAGAGGGAGGAAGCGGAGAAGGCAACGAGUGAGGCUGAGCAGAAGAGAGAGGAGGCUGAGGCAGCGAAAUGUGAGGCGGAGAAAGAGAGGGAGGAAGCGGAGAAGGCAAGGAAUGUUGUUGACAAAGCUAAGAGGGAUGCUGAUGAGGCUAGACUGGGUGCUGAUGUGGCAAGACGUGAUGCUGAUUUGGCAAGACGUGAUGCUGAUGUGGCACGACGAGAGGCUGAUGCGGCCAGAAGUGUUGCUGACGAAUGCAAGCUCGCUGCUGAGCUGGCAAAACAAGCUGCUGACUUGGCAAGGCAAGAUGCUGAAGUGGCGAGGCGUGCAGCUGAGGAGGCAGAGGAGGAAAGAAGGAUGGUUGAGAGAAGAAGGGAGGAUGCCGGGAAGAAUGGGGAUGGAGAGGGAUGGAUGAAGGAAUUGGAACGGCUGAGGCUUGAAUUGGAGAUGGCUAGGAGGGAGGGGGAGAUUGCAAGGAGCGAGCUUGAAAGAGUGAGAAGGGAUGGGGAGAGUGUGAGGGAGGAGCUUCAGAAGGUGGGAAGGGAUGGAGAGGGUUUGAAGGAGGAGCUAGAGAGAGUGAGAGGGGAGUUGGGGAGAGUGAGAAGGGAGCUGGAACGGGUGACGGAGGCUAAGAGGGAGAGUGUGCGGAACCUGAGCGAGUCAUUGGUGGCUUCAGAGGAGCAGAGGAAGAAGCUGGUGGAGCUGCUUCGAAUGGCCGAGAGCUUCGAAGGGUUUUCCACAUCACUCUGCCCAGCAGCAACAGCAAGAGCGCGAGGGCUUAUUCAGGAGUGGGCGGACGUGUUCCCCCCUGGCCCCACCUGCCUGCACACCGAGUACUUCCUCACAUUCGACGAGCUCAAGAGGAGUGGCGUCCCCUUUCCCCCCCAUCGCCACACCACAAGCCCCCACCACUCCCCCUCCAUCCCCAUGCCGGCUCCCGAGCGUGCAGCAGCCAGUCACGGCGUGCCACCUGGCGGCCUCCCCCCGCACUUGCAUCCCCAUGCCAACCAUUCUACACCUCCUCAGCUAUACAACUCGCCCACCUACGGCAGCCCUGUUGGGGGGUACAGUCCUGGUAACUCUCCUGCUGCUUAUAACGGAGCUGCUCAUAAUGGAGCUGGUUAUGAUGGUGCGCGGUCUCCUCUUGCUGGCCCCAGGUCGUUGCCGCCCCAGCCACAGCCCCCUCCCUUGCACUACCAGCAGCAGCAGCACCCACAGCAGCCACAGGCACAGCAGCAGCAGAGCGGGAGUGGGUCACAGGACGGGGCGAGUGACAAGCCUAUGAGUCUAGCAGACAUCACCACGGGGUUGAACUCGGUGGAGGUGCUAUCUGACCUGCUCUCAGCCGCCCCCAAGGACAGCCCUGGCUCUGUGCUGGGAGACGAGUUGGUGCAGCAGCUGGUGGGGGAGUGCCGGGGCUUGGAGGGGCGACUAGCAGCUACCAUCAACUCCACGAGUGAUGAGCACCUGCUGCGCUCCGCCCUGGCUCUCAACGACGAG